CGUUUAAGAACUUUGAUAUUUUGGUCCCCCGAAGAUCUGGGUGUCUGUUGUUAAUGACCUCGUAGAAGGAGGAGGUGAAAAUGUUUUCGUCUAGGGGAUUGUUGCUGUGUCGGAGAUUAGCGUCAACUUCGAAGAGUAUACAGAGGCGUACGUUUAUGCUGAAACCACCUCUAAAUGGCGGUGGCGAAUAUGUAUACCGAUCAGCUCCAAAACCACAUGCAAAAAUUACAAUAUUCUUAGCAGAAGCAGUUGGAGCCUACAUGUGGUGGUGGAUCCUGUGGCACCUUUGGCAUGAACCAGAGCAUAUUACAGGCGAAUUUCCAUAUCCUGAUCCAUCAAAAUGGACAGACGAAGAGCUAGGCAUACCACCAGAUGAAGAGGAAUAAACGAGAAUUGUUUCUUUAGUGCUGCAGAAUUUAUUUCUAUUUAUAUAGAUUAAGAACUGUUUGUGAAUUUGUAUAUAAAGUGUAAAUUGUAAUGUAUUCAGUCUGGUCUGUGAGCUCUUGCAAACAUAAUUUGGAUGUGUAAUGCACGUUCUCAGACUUUUCAAGUAAAGCGUGAAUCACACUUCCAUUUUUAUCUGUGGGUUUAAUAAAGACAGUUUGGAUGCAACUAAAAUAA
Messenger RNA from Schistocerca cancellata (South American locust), 621 nucleotides. RefSeq names its product NADH dehydrogenase [ubiquinone] 1 beta subcomplex subunit 2, mitochondrial-like. The transcript has 3 exons. Lineage: Eukaryota; Metazoa; Arthropoda; Insecta; Orthoptera; Acrididae. Bases 81 to 386 code for a protein of 101 amino acids. The record is from RefSeq and is a predicted model, not a curated record. Gene Ontology annotation, cellular component: mitochondrial inner membrane.